GCAUGGUAACGGCUCGGAAGCCGAGGGGGCUGGGCCGGACGAAGGCGGAGGAACCGGUGUCUGCCGCUGCCACUGCAGCUGCCGCCGCUGCUCCAGCGUGUUCCGUGAGGCCCGCGCCGGUGCCGCCUCGGCCAUGAUGAUCCACGGCUUCCAGAGCAGCCACCAGGACUUCUCCUUCGGGCCCUGGAAGCUGACGGCGUCCAAGACCCACAUCAUGAAGUCCGCGGAUGUGGAGAAGUUAGCCGAUGAAUUACAUAUGCCAUCUCUCCCUGAAAUGAUGUUUGGAGACAACGUUUUAAGAAUCCAGCAUGGCUCUGGCUUUGGGAUUGAGUUCAAUGCUACAGAUGCAUUAAGAUGUGUUAACAACUAUCAAGGAAUGCUUAAAGUAGCCUGUGCUGAAGAGUGGCAGGAAAGCAGGACGGAGGGUGAACACUCCAAAGAAGUUAUUAAACCAUAUGAUUGGACCUAUACAACAGAUUAUAAGGGAACAUUACUUGGAGAAUCACUUAAGUUAAAGAGAGUAAUGCCUUCUAGCUUUUUCCUGCUGUUGCGAUUUUUCUUGAGAAUCGAUGGGGUGCUUAUCAGAAUGAAUGACACAAGACUUUACCAUGAGGCCGACAAGACCUACAUGUUACGAGAAUAUACAUCACGAGAGAGCAAAAUUGCUAAUUUAAUGCAUGUUUCACCUUCCCUCUUCACGGAACCUAAUGAAAUAUCACAGUAUUUACCGAUAAAGGAGGCAGUUUGCGAGAAGCUACUAUUUCCAGAAAGAAUUGAUCUUAACCCUGCAGACUCACAAGAAAGUACACCUGUGGAAUAGAAUGUGAUACAACAUAUACUGACCAUGGAAUCUGACUGGAGACCUUAGCUAUUUGGAGGGGGUAUUUUUAUUAUGAGAAUUAAUUGCCUUGUUUAUGUGCAGAUUUUCUGUAGCCUUAAAGGAAAAAAAAUAAAGGAUUGUUGCAGGCAGGUUCCACUCAGCUGCUGUUUGUACUGUCUAUCUUCAAAUUCAUAUUCCAGAUUUAUAUUUUCUGGAGUUAAAUUUGGAUUUCUAAAUUGUUACAAAGUGGGAUCUCACUAGUAGUGAUGUGUCUAUGUCUCAUGAGCAGUGGGCAUAAUCUGCAUCCAUCAUGAAACACUGUCUUCUACCAUGAGGAGGCUAAUGUAAAUCACGGAAUCACAGCACCUUGUGACUUUCACGGGAUUCCUGAUUGUGCAUGUUGAUGUACUAGCUCUUUGGGCUUUUUGAUGUUUAUUCGUACUUCUGGAGAGUCAUGAGUUGCCUUUUAGGAAAUUGGUGUCGUACUUUAAUGAUCUUUACCCACAAAUUAAAAAUAUAUAUAUUUCCCCUCUAAAUUUAAAUUGGCUUUUGAAGGCUUUGAGAAAAUUUCAGACACAGAACCGAAUAACCUAGGGUUUUGGGAAACUGAAGGUGUUCUAUCCGUGGACACACCUGAACAUGGUUUGCCAGCCACAGGUAGGAUGUCAGAGCUGUCCUUCCUCCAUCUUGAGGUGCUUUUUCUUAUGUGUGCUUCUACUUGUACUGAUGUUUUUUACUUCAUUUUCCAUGCAACCUUGGAAUGAAUAAAUCCAUUGAAUAUUGAAUUUGUGUUGUUGUCCAGCUAAUUUUAUUAGCUAAAUUUUGUCACAAGUGAUUUUGGUAUUUGUUUGCCUUCUGCUACAUCACCUGCAAGGUAUAGGAAAUCAGGAUUUUGUUGGCUUUAAGAAAAUACAUGGCAUGUUCACUGUAUAUUAAAUAUACCUGUAUUUAAUGUUUUCUCUUAGGACAGAAAAGUGUAUAUAUUGUGCUUGGCCUUCUGUUGUAUUUUAUUUGCCAUGCGGAUUUGAACAGAAUAGACUCUUUAUUCAUACAAGAUACAAGAAAUGAAAAACUUGUAAGAAUAUUCAUUAGUUGAAGUUUCUGGGCAACAUCAUUAUAUAUAUUCUUAACUUGAGUCAGUUGUCUUAGUCUCUGAGUCAGGUUUAGAUGACUUAUUUUCAGAAUCUAUUGCUAAAAAUUGUGGGAAAUUAAAAGAAUUGACCUUUUUUUAUAGAGGGUGGGAAGUUGAUAGGAUGAGUGUACUUCCGGAAGCUCCUUUAGUUUAUUCCUGUGGAGAAUACCCAGAAAACCUGUAUUUGCCCAUUGCUAAAUAAGACAUAUGCCAUUUUAUAUUUAUUUGUUCCAAGUGUCUUUUUGUAAGAAAAGAAUAAACAAUAAGGAAUUACUGA
This is a messenger RNA of Leptonychotes weddellii (Weddell seal), 2229 nucleotides long. It is a transcript of the gene TIPRL, whose product is annotated as TOR signaling pathway regulator. Gene Ontology annotation, biological process: TOR signaling. Gene Ontology annotation, cellular component: cytosol. The record is from RefSeq and is a predicted model, not a curated record. NCBI's taxonomy places the organism in Eukaryota, Metazoa, Chordata, Mammalia, Carnivora, Phocidae.